AUGUCCGUCUUCUCCAGAUUGCCUUACUCACAACGCGAGAUCAGGCCUCUUGACAAGUGGCAAAUUCUGCCUGAGCAAAUAGAGAUCGAGGAAGAGUUAGGGAGAGAAGCGUUUGGCGUGGUUUAUAAAGCAACCUUUAGAAAGAGAGUUGGGAUGGAGGUGUUUGAUGCCGAAAUUACAAAGAGAACUUUACUAUCCGACAAAAAGCCACCGCAAGUUGUUGCCGUCAAAGGUUUACAUGGAAAGAAAUAUUGCUCAUUAACAAAAGAUAAAGCCACGAAAGUAAUAAGGGGCGCACCCAAUUACCUUUCUUGCGAGGGAAUCGCACCAAUUUUUGCUCUUGAAGUAACUAAAAAACCUGUCCAACGGGUUAAAGCACCUAAAUAUAGCGAGUGACCCUAUCUUAAAGGGAGCCUCCACUUCAACAAAAAGAUAAAUUUAAAUCACAGGAAAUAACUGUUACAGUCAAGUCAAUCUAAAAUAUUUUUAAAGAAAGCGUUUGUAUCCGAAAGAAAUAACUUUUAGAUUCGCCUAUUUUUGUUUUCAAAUUUUGGGGGCGUCGCCAUCUUGAAUAAUUGUGACGUGUAAUGGUUGCCCUAUUGUUAUUAAACAAAAGCUCUUUGUGUCAGAACAAUAGAGCAACCGUAACACGUCACAAUUAUUCAAGAUGGCGGCGCCCGCGAAAUUUGAAAGUGAAAAUAAGCGAUUUUAAAAUUCACUUUUCCUGAUAUAAACACUUUUUUUAAGACAAAUUUCGAACAAAUUUGUUUAUCAACAUAAUUUUAUUCGAUUUAAACUCAUUCUGUAGUAAGAGUGGAGGUUUCCUUUAACGAGAUCUUCCCUCAAUUUAUUCAUGAGAUAAAGACAAAAGGCUAAUAAUGACAUCAUGGUCGUUUAGGCAUUCCUGUGCUAAAAAGGAUAAUUCGGUACGCCCUAUACUACUCAUGAGUUUUUUUUGUGAAUUAUUUUCGCGCCAUUUGAAUGAAACAAUCCCAAUUUUUUAAAACGUAAACAAUUUUCUCCCCAACCGAAUUACACCGCACUAAAACGGAGAACAAAAUAUUCUGCUGGACCGGCCUUCCAAACGAUUUGAUUAACUAAUGCUUGCAUUAAAAAAAAAGACAACAAAAUCAACAAACUUAUAUCAUUUUUGUGCUUCAUACUCAAUCCCUUCUCCAAUUUUCUUCCUUUUAUUAAUUACUUUCUUGGUUUCCUUUCAUUGAAAACUUACAAUACAAAAGAAAAACAGGCAAUAAUCUUGUCCCCCGAAGACUGAACCAAAAUGCGAAUACGCAUACAGUUGUACGUAGGCACGUAUCUAUAAUGACUCGAUGGUCCGUCAACCGACCAAAACUUUGUCAACUUAUUUACGAGAUUUCGUUAUACGAUCGACGAAUAUAUAUCUGUCCAUUGUGAGUCAAAAGACGGAUGGGGUGUGAAAGAAAUGAAUGUAGCACAUAAUGCCGUCACAUUAAAGAAUGAAAUAAUGUCUCUGUAAUUGUUCUUAGAUGAUCCAUCUGACGCGCAGAAAGAAGAGUUGACCUUCGAAAUCGAGCAGAUGAAGUUGUUGGGCUCGCACAAGAAUAUUGUAUCCUUGGUUGGAUGGUACACACUUAAGGAUCAAAACUUCCUGGUUGUAGAAUACGUUCCAUUUGGUGACCUUCUUACGUGGCUUCGCUGCAGAAGAAAAGAGGUAACAAAGAAAAGAAAAAUAAAACAAUUUUAAAACUGAAUUACACUGUGUCACAAACGGCCCUUGUCUUCUACUGAAGCACUCCUUCAUCGAACUCUGCUCUGGGCUGUUCUUACUUCCCUCCUCUAGCUGUUCUUAAUGUUGAGGAUUGUGUAUUAUUAAUGGAACGUGCACUUAGCUUAUUUUGCUAGUUUUCAACCACUCCACUCAAAUAAUCAGAUAACCCUCUCUCCCGUUGAGCCUGGAGUGUCUAGGUCAAUGCCUGGCGUGGUGAUUCUUUGUUUCUUUAGAGUAUGGCCAAUCCAACCCUACUUACCCCUUCGAAUAUGUUUUCCUUUGGUUUUCAAACUCCUUUCAGUCACAUCUCCUUUUUUACUUUCUCGGGCCAGCCGCCCGUAACUAAAUGUGCCACACAAAACAGCUGAUAAACGUCUGGUCCCAGUUGGCCAAAUGUUGAAUAGCCGAAUCCACCCGAUAAAUCACCCGACUGUCCAACGGAUAAGUAUUAAGGAAACCUAUUAUGAUUCCACGAGAUAGAAGAAUUUAUACCUGGAUAGCGGUAUCCGCCGUUCGAACAACUGAGAUCUGAAUUUUUUGAAAUGUCUUUUUAUUCACCAUGUAUCUAAUCCAGGGAACUAAUCGUCCGCAGAGAAGAUGGAAUUCACAUUUGAAUUAAAGAUAGUUUUCUUCUUGUCUCUAUUUCCUUUGGUGCCCAAAAGUUCUGGGGGGUAAUAAAGCCUGCCAUAACUUUGCCCACUAGCAGUGAUAUCUCGACUCGUGCCUCCUCUAACAAACUGCCUGGAUAGGCGAAGGAGUCAAGUUCCUCUGUGGGCUAUCCACAUAAUGAGACUGGAGUGUUAUUAGCCAAGUUCGCAGUCUUUUCGUCUUGUUUUAGAUCUGUCACGUGUGGCUGUGACUCAAGUCACAAGCAAAGUCAAAGUCUUUGGGUUAUGCUGGGAAAUUUAGUUUACUCAAUCCUAUUGUUCCUUCCGGCCCCAUCCUUGUGGUUUUAUGAUCCAGUCGGACCAGGAAACAACAGGGGUGAAAGGCGACAUUCCUGUAGGACGCCAAUCUUGAACUCAAAGCUCUCAAACGAUUGACCAGCAUGUGGCCGUCAGUGUAGAAAUUAGCUAGGGAGGCCUUACAGGACUGCUUUUUUUCCGUAAGGGCAAAUUCUGUGGAAUAAUAUUUCGGCAAUUGGGCAAGCUUUUUCGGCCAAGGUGGCUUGAUAUUGGGUUCCAUCUCGGUCUGAAAAGAACUUUCAUAAUAUCUAUGAAAUAAAGAAGUUGUACCCUUUUCCCAAACGUGUACUACAACCCGUCAGUUUCAUAAUGACCACCUCUGUGACCAAGAUGGCAGUUGUAUCUAGAUGUGAGGAGAUUCGACUGUAUCCUUAGUACAGUGCAGGGGCAAGGGGCCAUCUCUAUUGUUUUCAUGUGUUUGUCUGUGACUGAUUCAUCACUGCCAGUUUGACGUCACAUAGCAACGAGUGAGAGGUUCGAGUCGCUUGUGCAAAUUUGUAAGGGACUCUAUGGUCAUUACAACAAGAGAGGUCGGGGAUAAGAUUUAAAACUAGGCAAAUAUUGCUUUACAUCGUUAAUUUGAUCAUAAGUGUGUGAGCUUUGUUGUUGCUUUUAUCUGCUUGUGUAAUCCGCCUUGGUAUUUUGUGCCCGUCAUUGUGUAAUUUUGUUUAUUUGUGUCGCGGGCCGUUUUACGGAAUCGCCAUCUUCUUUACGGGACCAGCAAGGGCAUAAAAAAUUUAUAAAGUUCUUUUUUUCUCCAAAAUAACCAACGCCUAGUCUCCAGAAUAGGAGGUUCAAUUCAGAGGUCACACACGUUUAUAUUCCAUAUUCUUUCGCCAAUUAAAUCGGCUGUACUUCUGAUCAAACUCUUCGAGAGUGUGGGCCUCUUUUAUUUCUGAUUUCUCCACCAAAUUCAGUACAGCUAGCUAGUUUGAUCGAUUUUCUACAACGACCGGUCUUUUGAACCCCAAAUAAUACGAAAUGGCUUUGAAAUACGUGCUUAACCUAAUUUUUCCUCGAACGUAUCUUUCAAUUCAUGAUAAAUACAGCUCUACCAGCUCCUAACAGCGUCUAUGGCAGAGAAAAACGGUUUUUUUAACAAUUUACUUCACCAAACACUGCGUGGCACCGUGGUGCAGUGGUUAAGGAGUUGCUUGCAGUUACAGAUGAACUAGGUUCUCCCGCUCCAAUCGAAGCAGUUUUUUGUUUCUCAAUUUGUACAUUUUUUUUCUGUUAAUAGUUUUUGUUUUAAUCUUGUUUUUUCCUUUUGGCUUGUUUCCCCUUACUGCUUACUCUUUACAACUUUGCGAGUUUUUUUGCGAUAACUGGUGGUGAUCAGUGAACCUAUGUUUACCUUAGAGAUGGCCCCUCCCUCCUUGUUCAACUCAAUAUUUUCAUGAGCUAAUAGGUGAAAUGUGCUUGAGUUCUUAUAGAAGUAACUCAACGAUUAGGUCAUCUUUGGAUUAUCGUUUUGGUUGCUUAAAUUUUACGAACAUAUUGCUAUUAGGUCAUUGUAAACGCGCAUCAAUUUUGACAUCGUCUUUAAUUUAUUUGUAUUCAAACUGAUGUCGUUAAUUGUUGGACAUCAAGAUCAACAAACAUCGAGCCUCCGAGCGUUCAUAUGACAACAAAGAGGUUUUGAACGAUCAGGGGAAAUGCAGAUAUCAAGUAAGUUCCUUAACUUUGCACAUGCCAGCUCUAUCUGUUCUUAAUAAUAAAUUAUAUCCUUUACUUUGGUCCAGACUGUUCGUUUGGGUGUUUGUUUAUCUCAGGGGGGUGGGGGGGGAAUUCGGAAAUGUCCUUACAGGAAAGCUCCGUCCCAAUACCAACUUAAUAGCACUUUAUUUAGUAUACGUUUUUGGACAACUAAUACAGUGUACCCUUUCUCUGUACCUCCCAUUUGAAAAUGGUACUCCUUUCACAUACCUUCUUAAGAAAACUGGGUUCACUUACAAUCUUUGCCGACACAAUGUUCGACUUGCUCAUUGGUUCCAUUACACCCGCUUCCGCCGUACUGGGGAGAGGGUUCGGUGCAUGAUCUGCUGCGUUUUUUGUAGCUCAAACCACAUGUUUGGAAUGAAGUUAAUAAUGGAUGAUACUGGAACCUAAAUAAGAAAACCAAAUAGAAUUUUCCAUAUGGUGCACUAGUACGCAACAUUUUAAUAAAAGGCUCUUUUAAGUAAAUACCUAAAUGACAAAUUUCCAAACAUUUUCGUUUUGACUUCAACAAGUAUAAUCUCUACCGCCUUAUUUUCCCGAAGCCUAAGACCUUUCGGGCGGAACCUCUGAUCUACCUCAAGUCUCAAUUUCUGAUAAUAGACAGAUAACAUGUUCUUUUUCUUUCCUUUCUCUCGCACAGGAAAAAAAUUUUACUAAAGAACAGGUAAAGGAAGCGGAAAAGACACAAACGAACAGGGAAAUAGUGUUAAAAGAUAACAGUGAGGUGGAUACGCAGGGCGUAGCGUCGAUUUCUCGUAAUCUCCUUGUUGUAAGACAGUAGCGCAUAAUUUGUUUUAAAAUGAAGUAUAUUUUUAGUCGAUGGUGGGAGAAUGGAUGCAUAACGAGAAUAGCUACUCUUCAUACGUACUUUUUCGUUAACUGUUUUCUUCUUCCUGCACACUUUUCAGUUGCUAAUUGCCGUUUAUUUACGAACAAGCUAGGUGACCUGAACAGGUCAGUUUACAGCUGGUUUUACGCCAUACAAGACUCCAUUCAACUUACACUGUUUCACUUUUUAUCAAAAUAUUUAGGAUGAGAAAUUCAAAGUAACUGAAAAAGAAUUUCUAUCCAGCCCAUCAGCAUCACCAGGAACAGCAAGUCAAGCUUUUAAUUCCGCAAUGUCACUUUCAAUCGAAAACCUAAAGGAGUCAGACGAGGUUCUCUGUGAGGAAGAGAAGAGCUUUUCUACCGAACAACUGUUUUCAUUUGCAUUGCAGAUAGCUAAAGGAAUGGUAAAUACUAUUAUUUUAUGGAUAACAUUGCAAUGAUCCUUGAUUUGACCAAAACUAUGGGCAAAAUAGAGAAUGUAUACUUUUAGCAAUGAAUUUUUAAAAACUCCAUAUGAUCGCGGCGUUCUUUCGAUCAAAAGUUCUUUUUAUAGGGCUAGCCUGAAAGGAAACGGAUUUUCUUACAGUGUGUCGACCACAGUUUUGACUCAUUCGCGGCUUUUCUAUUACUUGUCCAAACCUGAAUGUUUGUCCUAGAUGCAAAAAUGAUAUUGCAUGUUUCAUUUGCUCCAAAAUUUUUUGGCUUCCUCAGUACCUCCGUCAUAGGUUAUUAAGGGCUCGAUCCUGCCUUCAGCUAUUUACUAUUUUUAUACUACUACAUGAGAAAUUUCUGCAAUUUGAUUGGCUUAGAGCAGUAGUAUUUCAGCUUAAUUUGAAAUACCCACGUGUGAAAAUUACAAACCUUUUCUGGGUAGGCGGUAUAAACAAAUAAUAGCGUGAUUUGUAUGUGAUAUUUGGCUUAAAUACCACUCGUGAUAACGGCUCGUGAAAUUACGUAUAACAAUUUGGAAAUAUCACUCGCAGUAUUUAUGCCAAAUAUCACUACAAAUCAUGCUAUUACCUAUACUAAUGCUAGCAGUGUGCCAUUAUUCUCACGAUUAUACAAUUUUGCCAUAUAUUUCUUCAAUUUUUAAUAGAAUCAUCUCGCGGAAAACAGGUUUGUUCACAGAGACCUUGCUGCCCGUAAUGUUCUCGUUGGCCAUGGCAACCAGGUCAAAGUGGCAGACUUUGGGUUGAUGAGACAGAUAUAUGAAGAUGUAUACAGCUCAGGGAAGUCCAAAAAACUUCCUGUGAAGUGGAUGGCCCCAGAAUCACUUUAUCAAGGCCUUUACACCACCAAAAGUGAUGUGUAAGUAAACAAUUACUUCAUCUGGACAAGGGAACCAUUUUUUGAAAGUUUAAUUAUCAGAAAUUAGGCUCGGGAGAAAAUUCUCAAAUAGAAGUAACAAACUCCCUAGAUGUUAUGCAACAAUUCUAGUGACAACGAAUUUAAGAUUUAUAACUUAGGGACGGACCAUUAGAAAACUUAUGGAGGUGGGGGGGCGAGGUACAAAAAACUAUUCGCGCAAGGGAAAAUUAAGAGGCUGUCUCAGUAAAAGCCGCCCACUCAAUUUCGCGUGAAAAAAUAAUUUUGCCUGAAACUCUGCCGAGUGAAAGGCUUUAUCAAGACUAGAACUAAAAUAGGUUUGCUUUGAUUCACAAUAAUUUUCUGGCCGUGCUGGGGGGCGCCGAGUAUUUUGUCCCGCCACGGCCAUUUUGCAAGUCUUGAAAACUGAAAAUUUGGCAUUUUUUGCGGCGCUGUAAAAAGUUUGGUUUGCACCAUCUACCAAUGAAUUUUAUACCUAUUUAUAGGUAAACAUCUCUAGUUUUUCCUGAAAGUAAUAGUUAUCCGCUAAAUAUAAUCUGGAAAGACGAAAUCAAGCAAAAUAUGAAGCUUAUUUCUGCCUUUUGGGACAUAGUUGAAAGCUCUACACUAAAUAGACGCAAAGAUAGACCAUCUGUUAUUAAUAAUGUACAAAACCCCAUGUACGAUUUCAGUAUUUUAAAAGUUAUGACCGUUUGUAUCAACCCGUUUGCGAGCUAAUACGAUAUUUUCAUAUUUAGAGAAACGGAUCUACCUCAAGCAGAUUUUGUCAAAAGUACGGCUUACCUAAUUCAUUACUGGCACUGACUCACAAAUUGAGCCAUAUUCCAAUCCUUGAGAUGCCGAACUCCAUAAAAUUCCAGUAAAUGUGCUUUAGAAAGUGCUGGUAUGCGGCCAUUUUUGAAUCCCAUGCUAACAAUCAGAAGCUCAAAACAGGUGAAACUGUGUCACGUUUCGAGCUAAAUAGCUCGGUAAAACAACCGUUCAGAGGUGAAAAUUUGCUCGAGAAUCAGAAAAUCAACUAGGCAGGUCCCAUUUUGGAUCAGAAAAUUGAGAUUUCAGAGCUACAACCCCGAAUAAACCUAUAUUCAACCGCCUCUGCAAGGUCAAAUGCAGGUUGACACGUAAACCGGAAAUGUCGAAACCUGGAAAUAGGGAAAACCGGAAAUGCGGAAAUCCGGAUCAUCCGGAAAUCGGCAAAUCUGAUAUCAAUCAGAAGCCGAAGGCAAUUCCAACAAUUAGAGACAGCUGCAUUCGUUUAGGGAUUCUUUUCGACUUUGAGACACGUAAAAGAUAAAACCUUCCAAACCGGCGUAGCUGUUUGAUUGUCACUGAACUGAAACGCAGUUCCACGAUCGAUUGCGUUUGCCAAAUAGGCUCCAUUAGAAACAGUGAAUAUCAUUAACCGGUUACAAAUAUUCUAUGUGCGCUAACAUAUCACGUUUGUGACUAAUACUUUACAGAAGUUGGCUAUAUAUCGAAACUGAAUGUUUCGAGAUCUAGGAAACCGAGCCAGCUUGGUUGUCUGGGCUUAUUAGUAUAGAGGGUCCUUGAACUACAGCUCUCCAUAUGACAUUUUACUAAGCAAAGUUAACAUGAAAUCUCUAUUCGUUAGACGCCUCCAGAACUUCAUGAUCACAUCACAUAAGAGUCUGUUCUUUACGAAUUAUCCAGGUUAUUUGAAAGAUAUGUUCACCGUACGGUCUUCAUCCUACAAGUUGCGCGCAAAUCAUAUCCUGGCCCUUCCCAACCCAAAAAACAACGACUUACGGUCUGCACUCUUUUUCAUACUUAGCUAGCAAAAUAUGGAACUCUCCCCAGACACUUACAAAACAUUAAAUUUUCUAGAAUUCAAGCAGGAGAUCCUCAGAUAUGAAGCUUUUCCACAGUAGAUUUAUAAGUUAUAUUUCCCUUUGCAUGCAUAAUGUUGUAUAUAGUUUAUAAAUAAUAUUGGAAUUGUAAUAUAGCAUAUUUUAUUUUAUUUUAACUUAUUUCCUCGAAUACAUUAGCUCUACAGCUACUCUGUAAAUUUCGAGCAUAAAUAAAGUAUAUGUAUAUAUAUGUGUAGGUAUGAAAAUCGCUUGUUCAGAGCGGAUAAAUAGUCCCGGCCGGUGAGUAAGUUUAUAAGAAGAAAACCCAAAUUUAUCGAUAAAUGUAGGAUUAUUUUUUCGACCAUUUAACGGUGUUUUGUAGCUAAUCUUAAAACAGUGUCUUACCGCCUUUCUUGGUCAUAUUACAUCGGAUUUUUGGUCUACAAAAAGGGUCGCCCCUAGGACUUGCCACUUGUGUUACCAUUCGGUUUGAAUAUUGGUCUUGAGGUCUAAACACGCAUACAGAAUUAAAUGCUUUCUUAAAGCUACUCUUAUUAGAUUAAAUGGGAGUUUCUUGCAACCAUACCCUAUAAUCCAAAUGACUUUCCUCUGCUCUCCUCGCGUUAUCCGCUAUCCAAGUUAUCCGUGAAUCAAAAAAUGACUUGAAAACACUUUUUAUGCUAUCCAGAGAGUUUUUAGAUCUCUAGAAAUGAAUUCUAUGCGGCGCUAUAAAAUUUGUAUAUGUUCGGUCAUCCUAGGGGAACUUGAGUCUUUUCGAAAUUACAAGGGCCUCAGUAUCAUUUUCUCGAAAAUUUUAGAUGCAAUUUUAAGUUUUACAAAAGUGAGAAUUUUUCUGAUUCCUCUCUCCAUCGCAUUUUCGAAUCCGAAAGUUUUAGGUUUCCUUUUCCUAAGAAAAAUAACCUUUUAAACCUGGAGACUAAAAUGCGAACUAUUGCAUGAACUUGAGAAAAUAGUAGGGAAUUUACUAGUUAUGCUUCGAAAAUUGUACAUGAAUGGAACGGUCGUCUAUUCUAGAAAAUUUUUAGCCUUCCUCAGGCUAAAGAAAUUUCUGGGGAAUCUUUGCUUCUCCGAACAGAUAUUUUACGAAAACAGUUUUUGGGUGCCCCUGUUCAAAAAAUAUCUUUCCGCAAAUUCGUAAGAAAGGCGUCAGUGUGCACAAAGUGAGCGGGAAGUCAACCGACUCAUACUUCUUGACUGUUUGACUGACUGUUUAUUAAUUAUGGCAAAUUUUGUUGCUUUCUGUAAAAUUUGCCAUAAUUAAUAAACAGCCAGUCAAACAGUCAGAAGUAUGAGUCGGUUGACAAUUGCAUCAGGUCGUGCGUUCAUCAAAUAUAUAUCAUAGUUAAUAGUAGAUAAUAGUGAGCUAUGAACAGACGAAACACAAUGAUUCUUUACAUAUUCAUAGGAGGGCUUAUGGUGUUCUUCUUUGGGAAAUGUCUACCUUGGGUAAGUUUUUACGGCUUAAAACCAAUAUUAUCUAGUUACCUGCUAUGGUGAAUUAUGAUUAAUAAACGACCAUACAAUCUACAUUUAAAAAGCUUUCCACAAGAAAUGAAAAUUAUUCAUAUAAUAUGAUGAUUAUUUUUUUUCCAGGAGGUGUACCAUACCCCACGCUGACCAACACGGAGUUGUAUCGACUGCUCGGCACUGGUUAUCGCAUGGAAAGGCCUGACAUGUGCUCUGAUGACGUGUAAGUUACUUUACUAAGAUCGUUUUAUAACAAUUAUUUAUUAACAGAUUUGAUUUUUUUUCCAUGCCUUUGUUUUGUUGCAAAUUACAUAGAACGUCACUCCAGACUAGAGAAAUAUCAAAUUAUUUGGCUAUAUUUUUUAUUUUUAUCCAGCUGAACAGCCAUGUAAAGUGAUCCGUGUUUCAGAAUCCAGGAAAUUUUUAGCCAGUGGAAUCCGAAAUCCUGGGAUUUGGAAUCCAGAGUUUAGUUCUAAGAAUCCAGAAUCCCUCUAAUGAUUGGAAUCCCGAGUCUCUGGUCCACUGGCAAGGAAGCCGACAGAACGGAAUCCAGAACCAAGGCUGUUUUUGAUUACUGCACAAGGGGCGAAUACCUACUCACAUUAUUAGCUGGAAAUAAGAUUUAGGCCUGGGCAUUCCAAAACUAUAUACAUCAACGGCGCAUGUCAGAUAAUUGGUGGAUGAGACGUGAUUCAGUUUCAUAAGCGUUAGGGGCCCCAUUUCUAAACAGGGUCAGGUUACUCUGUUAUAAAAACACGGGCUAACGAGGGAUCGAAACUGUAAUUGACCUCGUUUCUUAUUCAUAACAGAUAUGAGCUGAUGACUGACUGUUGGAAGGAGGAACCUUGCUCUCGUCCCAGUUUCUUUCAGCUGAUCGAAAAACUGGAGGUGAUAAUGCAGAGGGAUGCACCAUACUUGGAUCUAGACAAACACAAUGAAGAUCAUCCAUAUUACAACGUGCCUCCUGAAGCAAGUGGUGACGAAGAAGGCAAUAUGGAAAAGGAGGAAUCCCAAGACGCAACAAGCAUAGAUAGUUAUUUAUAA
Molecule: messenger RNA, 10928 nt
Organism: Porites lobata
Lineage: Eukaryota; Metazoa; Cnidaria; Anthozoa; Scleractinia; Poritidae
Source: the annotation of a GenBank genome assembly